Molecule: messenger RNA, 1698 nt
Organism: Peniophora sp. CBMAI 1063
Lineage: Eukaryota; Fungi; Basidiomycota; Agaricomycetes; Russulales; Peniophoraceae
Source: the annotation of a GenBank genome assembly
AUGUUGCUCUCAUUGCCUAGUGAAGAUAUCGUCCACAUCCUCGAACUUUGUAACUUUCGCGACAUCAUCUCGUGUAGUAUGGCGUGCCGCCGCCUGAACUACAUUGCAACAGGCUUCGAAUCACUAGUAUAUAUUGUAUCGCUGGCCGCGGCGGGCCUACAAACACCGGAGAACUGGACGCCGGACGCCACACUCACGGCAUCAGAGAAGUUGACACAUGUGCAAGAGUACGACAGCUCAGGGAGUCGGGGCGGACAACUCUUGCUUUUCAGUCUCCUACCUGAAGAUACCAUACAGGUUUCAGGUGGUCUCAGGCUUGGAUUGCGGCGGAUGGCCGAUAAUAUGAUGCACUUGUCUUUGCAUGACUUGGGAGGCCCGCGGUCUUUGCCGUCGUCGCAAGUACUGCCGAUUAUUCCCCUGCCAGAUAGCACGCGGACUCCGAUAUGCAUGGUUGACUCGGCUCAUCGUGUGAUGGUAGUCGUCUACGAGACAGGGCGUCAGUGGGAUUGCUCAGUUCUUGAUUUCGCAUCAUUAGGUCUUUCGCGCCCCAUCACAACUUACAAUGUCGGUAGUAUGGAAUUCUGCACGCGUGCAUGGCAAGUGUGCGGGAAUACACUCAUCUAUUGUGAAUAUCCUUCGCCACAUCGUCAUCCCUGCUAUCAUGUCAAGGACGUUCGCUCGGGAGAUCACCUGCUUACCAUCGAUGAUCCAUUUCCAGCCCCAAACAUGAGCAGUACAAAGCUAGUUGCGGAGGAUAUGAUGCUCAGAGUGACCCACCCUGAACCCCCACUCAUCCCUGAAGAUGGCCAAUCUCCUGAGCUCCACAUCGAAGCAUUUUUACUGAAUGGUACUACAACGCCUACGUCCUUCAUACUGGAACUCCCCGUGCUCAAUGAUCAGUACUUGGGCGCUUUCCUAUGGUUCGAUCGCGAUGCUUCUGUCGACGGAGAUCCCCACCGUUUCGACGGCCUCGCUACCUCGGACGACGAACGACUGUUUCAUCUGCACUUCAGUUUUAGAUGCCCCACCGCAAUGGAUUGGCAUCAUACUCCCUGCGAAUAUACCCGUGACGAUAUCUUGCUACUGGUCCACGUCAACGGGCUGCGCGCGCUCCUUCGCUCGCUCAGCCCCCGCUCCCGCGACAGCUCUUACGUGCUUACGUGGGAGGAAUGGGCGGGCCACGCACGUCUGAUGGUCUUGCGGCCUCCACCAAUCCCAGUGCGUAUGGAGUGGCGCAGUUCCGCCAGUACCUCCGGCAUGCGGCUGGUGUUGUGGUUCGAAUGCUGGCGCUACUUCGACUUAGACGUGCCGGCGUCCGCGAGAGUCCACGACGCCUCUCCUCCCGCCAUGCGUCAACUCGUCCUCAUAGACGUCCACCCUCGCCGCGUGGCGCGCCGUGCAGCCGAGCCCCAAGUCCCGUUCGCACUGUCCAAAGACCUACGCGGCACCGGCAGGGUCAGCCCCUUCAAGGACUGGCAGAAUGUCUAUCACGGCGGCUUAUCCUGUGUCGAGUACACGUACGUGCUACCACCGGAAGUGGCGCGCUCGGUCUCGGACUUUGACGUGGCGGCGGCACUCGACGGUGUCGUCGUCAAGACGCGUAAAUUGCCAGGUAAUACUCCGGCUGAGUUUCAAUACUGUACGAUACCUCGCCUGGAGCCACCUGCGCGAGCAUUCAGACCUGAUGUCUUACGGUAG